This is a messenger RNA of Oryza brachyantha (malo sina), 2212 nucleotides long. RefSeq names its product zinc finger protein ENHYDROUS-like. Gene Ontology annotation, cellular component: nucleus. NCBI's taxonomy places the organism in Eukaryota, Viridiplantae, Streptophyta, Magnoliopsida, Poales, Poaceae. The record is from RefSeq and is a predicted model, not a curated record. Bases 265 to 2085 code for a protein of 606 amino acids. Gene Ontology annotation, molecular function: DNA-binding transcription factor activity. The transcript has 4 exons.
CUCUCUGACUCCCACCGCACCUCCCCCAAUAGAAAGGCAGCGAAAAUUGGAGAGAGAGAGAGAGAGAGAGAGAGAAGCAAAGGGGGAAAGGAAAGAAGAGAGCGAGCGGGGGGAGAGAGAAAAAGUUUUUUUUUUCUCCCCACUUCGCCCGUCCUCCGCCCGCCGCCGCGCAGCCGGGCAGUAGCCAGUUCUCCGGGGGAGGGGGGGAGCUGCGGGGGAGGAGGAGGGGGAGGAGCUGUGGUGACGGCGGCGGAUCGAGAGGAGAUGCCGCCCAAUCCGACGGGGACGGAGGCCGCGGAACCGCAGCCGGGGCAGGUGGUGGUGGAGCAGGCGCCGGUGAAGAAGAAGAGGAACCUCCCCGGGACGCCAGAUCCGGAGGCGGAGGUGAUCGCGCUGUCGCCGGGGACGCUGCUGGCGACGAACCGGUUCGUGUGCGAGGUGUGCGGGAAGGGGUUCCAGCGUGACCAGAACCUGCAGCUGCACCGCCGCGGUCACAACCUGCCGUGGCGGCUGCGGCAGCGCGGCCCCGGGGCGGCGCCGCCGCGCCGCAGGGUGUACGUCUGCCCCGAGCCCAACUGCGUCCACCACGCCCCCACCCGCGCCCUCGGCGACCUCACCGGCAUCAAGAAGCACUUCUGCCGCAAGCACGGCGAGAAGCGCUGGGCCUGCCAGCGCUGCGGCAAGCGCUACGCCGUCCAGGCCGACCUCAAGGCUCACUCCAAGACCUGCGGCACCCGCGAGUACCGCUGCGACUGCGGCACCCUCUUCACCAGGAGGGACAGCUUCGUGACGCAUCGCGCCUUCUGUGGCGCCCUCGUGGAGGAGACCGGCAGGGUGCUCGCCGUGCCAGCGCCGCCGUCACCUCGCCCGCCUGAGUUGGAGGCCGAGGAGAAUGCGGACAAGGAUAAGGAGGAGGAAGAGAAGAAGGAGCUAGAGGAGAAUGAGGAUUCUCCUGUGGCUGAGGUCGAUGAAUCGCCGCACAGCCAGCCGGUGGUGGAGGCGCCGCAGCAGUGUGCUCCAUCACCGCCGCCUCCGAUACUACAGGAGCAUCAGCAACCGGUGGUGGCUGUGGUACCAAAUGCGGAUGAGCAAGAGGUGGUUGCUGAGACAACCGUGAUCGCCAAGCAAGAGGUGGAAGACGAUCGAGGUGAAGACACUUGCUUUCAUGAAGUGGAUCGAUUCAAAGACGCUGAACUGGAGGACUCAAACCUUCUGGAUAACGACACUCCGAUGCUGCCUUGUUUCCUUCCCUCGCCCUCAGAGGCCAUUGGAACAGAUGGCAGCAGCACCAGUUGCGGCACGGGAAGCAGUGUUACCAAUUCUAUCGCUCCAGCUACAACAACUAGCACGUUUGCUGGUCUGUUUGCAUCGGUCACAACAAGCAGCACUCCCCAGAGUAGAUCCCUUCGUGAUCUUAUCGGUGUUGAUCCCACAUUCCUCUGCCUUGCGAUUGGUGCGCCGUCUUCUCUAUUCCCUCAGACAAAUGCAAGUGACCCUUGCUCCUUUGCUCCACCUCCAGCACCGCACAUGUCCGCGACCGCUCUCCUGCAGAAGGCUGCUGAGGUUGGUGCUUCGCAAUCAAGCUCAUCUUUCUUGAAGGAGUUUGGACUUGCCCCUUCCACCUCAUCGUCCCCCCCAUCCAAGCUAUCUCAAGGGAGGUUCACUGGCAACACCACACCAUCUCAGCCGCCUCAAGGGAGGUUCAUGGAUAAUGCACCGCCAACCAAGCUGCCACACAGAAUGUUCACCGAUAACAGUGUACAACAGUGGCACCAUAGGAGCAAUCAGCAAAUGGAAAUGGAGCCUGGGCCGAUGCUAUCUGGCGGUCUUGGCCUUGGUCUCACGUAUGACAGUGGGAAUUCAGUGUUGCCGGACUUGAUGAUGGGACCAUCAACACUGUACGGUCCCAAGCCUGCUACUCUGGACUUCCUUGGGCUUGGCAUUGGAGGGACCAUGGGUGGCUCCACUGCCAAUGGUGGCCUCCCGGCAUUGAUGGUUGGAGGAGAGCUGGAUAUGGGGUCUGCACAGGCGCCCGCUCCAUGGGAGGAGGCCAAGAGAAAGACCAACGGCCACACAAUCCUGUGAGGUUUUCUUUUUUGUAACCUUGGGUUUUGUGCUCUGGCUAGGAGUAUCAUUCUUUCAGCCCCCGUAUUGGUAGAGCCCUAGAACAAUGUAAGAUGCAGACUUGUAAAUACAUCCGUGCUUUCUCUCC